Messenger RNA from Terrapene triunguis (Three-toed box turtle), 2593 nucleotides. It is a transcript of the gene TMCO4, whose product is annotated as transmembrane and coiled-coil domains 4. The record is from RefSeq and is a predicted model, not a curated record. Lineage: Eukaryota; Metazoa; Chordata; Testudines; Emydidae. Bases 124 to 2088 code for a protein of 654 amino acids. The transcript is spliced from 14 exons.
GUCCCUGAGCCUCGGGGUGGGGUUGAGCACCGAGCCGGCCUGAGGAGACGGGAGAGCGGGGAAGCGAUGGCGGCUUAGCACGGUGCCUCCCUGACGGUUUGCGGGUGGAGACGCACGGUGAGAAUGGCCGAGGAACAGAAGUGGAGCAGGUGGGCUUGGAGACGACUCAGGAUGGCUGAACAGACGGAUGCAAAGGAGCCGUGUGAGCUUGUGGGCAAACAGCUGGGCGAACCAGGAAGGUUUGCAUACGCAGCUCUCUGUGGGAUAUCUCUGGCUUGCUUGUUUCCUGAAAAGGAGCAAAGCGCCUUUAGGAUGGAGUUCAUUGAAGGCUUGGUGAAAUGGCUUGAGUUGUCAGACGCCGUCUUGCCUGCCAUGACUGCGUUCACCAGCGGUUUGGGUGACGAGGGCGCAGAAACCUUUGCUCAGAUUUUACUGAAGGAUCCUGUCUUGGCAAAUAAUCCAGUCGUCAUUACGCAAGAUCUUGUGUCCUUCUCUCUUAAGGAUGGCUAUUACGAUGCCCGAGCGAGGGUGCUGAUCUGCCAUGUCACUUGGCUGCUGAGAAUCCCUUUAGAGGAGCUGGAAGUCUUGGAGGAGUCUCUGCUUGAGAGCCUGAAGGAGCAGAAGGAGGAAGAGUCAGAAACUGCAGAAGCAUCAAGAAGAAAGAAAGAAAGGAAGCGGAAAUUGAGGAGAUACUUGAUGAUUGGCUUGGCAACAGUAGGGGGCGGAACAGUGAUAGGUUUGACGGGGGGGCUUGCUGCCCCUCUCGUUGCUGCUGGAGCUGCAACUAUCAUUGGAAGUGCUGGGGCAGCAGCUUUAGGGUCAACGGCGGGAAUCGCUGUCAUGGCAUCACUCUUUGGAGCAGCAGGAGCUGGCCUUACUGGCUACAAGAUGAAGAAACGAGUAGGAGCCAUCGAAGAGUUCGAAUUCCUCCCUUUAACUGAAGGGAAACAACUUCAUAUCACUAUAGCCAUCACUGGCUGGUUGUGUACUGGCAAAUACGGCAGUUUCACAGCUCCCUGGAGCAGCAUGUUGCAGUCCAGUGAGCAGUACUGUCUGGCCUGGGAAUCCAAGUACCUGAUGGAGUUGGGCAACGCUCUGGAUUCACUGCUAAAUGGUUUUGUGAACAUCAUGGCUCAGGAAGCCCUGAAGUUCACUGUCUUAUCAGGCAUAGUGACAGCCCUGACAUGGCCGGCUUCACUUCUUACUGUGGCCAGUGUCAUUGACAACCCAUGGGGAGUGUGCCUGAAUCGAUCAGCUGAAGUGGGCAAACAUCUGGCACAGAUAUUGCUCAGUCGACAGCAGGGCAAACGACCUGUCACUUUGAUUGGCUUCAGUCUGGGCGCAAGGGUCAUUUACUUCUGCCUGAAGGAGAUGGCGCAAGAAAAAGACUGUGAGGGGAUCGUCGAGGAUGUGGUCCUGCUGGGAGCUCCAGUGGAAGGAGACGCCAAGUACUGGAAAGCUUUCACAAAGGUGGUGUCGGGCAGGAUCAUAAAUGGCUAUUGCAGGGGAGACUGGCUGCUGAGUUUUGUCUACCGGACCUCCUCUGCUCAGCUCAACGUUGCAGGCCUUCAGCCAGUCAGCCUGGAUGACAGGAGGAUGGUUAAUAUGGAUCUUUCAUCUGUAGUGAAUGGCCACCUGGACUACAUGAAGCAAAUGGACACUAUCCUGAAGGCUGUGGGCAUUAAAACCAAGGAGUGUCGUCUGGAGGAGAAGGGGAAUCUCAGCCUUUUCUCCAACCAGGGUGAGCAAAGACAGCCGACAGCAGAGAGUCAGGAAGAGGAAAGCACCUUGGGAGAUGAUAAUUCCAUCAGCCAUGAUCACUGGUCCUGGCAACCUGUACCCAGCGAAAGUCUGCACCCUAGUGACAGGAACUCGGAUCUUGCACACCCUGAGGUUUCUGAAUUUCCAGGCCCUUUGGAUGCCAGCAGAGACCAGAACCCAGCCGGGCUGGAAAAACCUUUACCAGCCAACCCUCUGCCCUGCCCUGAUUCUGCUGCUCAUGUCCUGGGAGGAACCUUCCUUCCCUGCCCAGGCUGUUCAGACACUAAUGACCUCAAAAAGCCGGCAGCACACCAAGGUCUGGACUGAAUCCCUGCCUCAGAAUGAAUUACUGACUCUUCCCUUGGUCGCUGCAUCAUGGCCACAGCACGCGAUCUGUCCAGCACUCCAGUGCAGAAGGGCAUCUACCAAACCCCUCCCCUCAAAACAACACUGGUGCCAUUGGCCAGUUCUAGGGGCAGUGACUACAGAACAUUCAUCCCAGGGGAAUCCCAGGACUUGUGGAGCUAUAGGACCCUCCAGAAAAUGGAUGUGACAAACCGGUUGUUAGCAAAGGUAAUAACGCCCAUAGUUGCUGUGCUAUUGCAUUAGAGAGGCACUAGACGCAUCAAAUAACCCAGAGUUGUCUGUCUUGAGGGGAAACAAAUCAGGGAUCCUUUUGAGUGUGUUACGGUGGGAGGAUGUUCUGCUAGGAUUAAAACCUCUCUCACAUGACUCUACAACCCGGUGAGCUUCCCAGCGGCCGGGGGUGGGAUGCCAUGGUCACUGCUUCCUCCUGUUUUCCCAUCACUUCACGCUACAUAAUGGGAAACGC